AUGAAAAACAAGGAUUAUAGAAUUAUUCAGAAUUCCUCGCAAUUAACCCUUGAUUCCCUUAAAGCCCCCUAUUACCAUAUGGGUAAGGCCUGCUAAUUUAAUUUUUAUGAAUUGGACCCCCAAAUAUAAAAUGAAUUGUAGUUAGAUGAAUCAAAAUAAGUUGUUUGUCCUGUUUGUCAUAUUAAGGGUCAGUUGUAAUUAGAUGUGACUUACAUGUAAAAUGAAUUAAAAGAUGAUGAAACCUAAUGGGUUGUUGAGAAAUCCACUCAAUAGAUGUUGAGGAUGUAGAAAUCAACUUUCACUCAUUCAUUAAUUAGCUAGUAACAGGAUGUAUUGAAAUUAUAACAGGAAUUCAAUUCAAAAAUGCUUAAUAACAAUAAGUUAUCCUUGGAAUUUAUUGAGAAGUUGAAUGCAGAUAGAAAUAAUGAAAUCUUUCAAAUCUAUCGUGGAAGCUUCCGAAAUACAACUCCUACUUUAAUAGGGAUUAUUAAUUUUAAAUUAAUUCUAUUUUAUCACCUUUUAAAAUUAAAAUUUGAAUUUGAUAUCUAUGAUAAUACUGAUAAAAACAAUUGCAUUAAGUUGGAGAAUAAAGAUUGUGACUCAGUUAAAAUAAGUGAGGUCACUUUGAUUAAUAAUUUCAUUUAUUUGAUUAUUUAACAAGAAAACGUAUCCUAAUUAUAUCGAGGAAGCCUUCAAUAAUUUUAAAAUUAGAAAGAACCCAUAUUUUAUAUUGCAGAAAUGCCUGGAUAUACAUUAUUGGGAAGCUCGAGAUUAUUCAAAUGUCAAAGAAAUCUAUUGAUGAUUGGAAAUCAAGGCUCGAUAAUUGUAGAAGACCAAAUAAAUGAGAAUGUUGAAAUGAAUGAGAAGAUUAAAAUUCCUGAAUUAAAUGAAUUAACUUAGAUAGGCGAAAUAUUUGAUUCACAAAUCUUGCUUGCAGAUUUAAGAUAAGCUAACUUAUAAGGGAUUGGUUCCCUUAUUGAGUUAAAUAUUUCAGUGACUUAAAUCAAACAAAUAAGAAAUUAUUGUUUCAGUGUUCCUAAUAAGAAAGAUAUUGACUUUUCUUUGAUUCAUGACAAUUGCUUCUAUUUACUGAAUAGUGAGAGUUUGAAUAAAACAAAAGCGUAAGUCAAAUACUUUUUGCCAGGCACAGACAACAAUUCAUUAUCAAGCACAUUCAAUAUUAUUAAUCAUCAUAGUUAUUUGAAAGUAAUAAUCAUGCCCACUACUAAAUUUAAAGUUGGAAGUGUUAGCUGUGCUUUGGUGGGGUUAACGUUCCAAAACAGUUAAACUGCUUUUCCAGGCGUAUUGGUGUUUAAUGAUAUGGAGAAAAAAAUUGAGAUUGAGCUUAUAUGA
Molecule: messenger RNA, 1353 nt
Organism: Paramecium tetraurelia
Lineage: Eukaryota; Ciliophora; Oligohymenophorea; Peniculida; Parameciidae
Exons: 3
Source: RefSeq, a predicted model, not a curated record